Molecule: messenger RNA, 1099 nt
Organism: Onychomys torridus (southern grasshopper mouse)
Lineage: Eukaryota; Metazoa; Chordata; Mammalia; Rodentia; Cricetidae
Gene: Tmem230
Product: transmembrane protein 230
Exons: 4
Coding region: 263-625 (120 amino acids)
Biological process (GO): synaptic vesicle transport
Cellular component (GO): synaptic vesicle; endomembrane system
Source: RefSeq, a predicted model, not a curated record
GCGGGCUAGCGCUCUGACCGCGGUUGGCUGUUGGGCGAGCGCCGCUAGCGCGCCUAACGGAGAACGGGGCGCGCUGCGCGGGUAGGGGCGGGAGCACGCUCCCGGAAGCCAGCCGCGAGGCCUCGCCCCGCCACCGAGGCUCUUCCCGGAGCCAGUUUUCUUAGCGCUAAGUUCGCGUGGGUCCUGACCGUGGGUAGAGACGGCGGAGGCCGGCGGGAGGCUGCCCACAGCGCCACGCGCAGACUAGCUGUGUCACCGUGUUAUGAUGCCAUCUCGUACCAACCUGGCCACUGGAAUCCCCAGUAGUAAAGUAAAGUAUUCAAGGCUUUCCAGCACAGAUGAUGGCUACAUUGAUCUUCAGUUUAAGAAAAGCCCUCCUAAGAUUCCUUAUAAGGCCAUUGCACUUGCCACCGUGCUGUUUUUGAUUGGCACCUUUCUCAUAAUCAUAGGCUCUCUCCUGCUAUCGGGCUACAUCAGCAAAGGGGGGGCAGACCGAGCUGUUCCUGUCCUCAUCAUUGGCAUCUUGGUGUUCCUGCCAGGGUUUUACCACUUGCGCAUCGCCUACUACGCAUCCAAAGGCUACCGGGGUUACUCCUAUGAUGACAUUCCAGACUUUGAUGACUAGCAGUCACCUCAGCCUUGAGAAGAGACACAGUGUACCCACUUUAAGACACCAAGCAGGAACUAUGGCUAAGGGCUGAGGAAGUCUACAAUUUGCAGAUGUUUAACAAAACAAUGGCCAGAUUGUAUGAGUCCUUUUCCAAAAUGCUCAUGCUUUAUAAUUAGCUAAUUAGGACCUGUUAUGUUUUCAUCUGCUGGCCCUGGCAAAGCUUGACAAGUUUUCCACAUGCGUAUGCAUCAUGUAAGAACUGUGAGGCUAAUUGUCUGGAAAGGCAGGCUGUAUUCUGAGGUGGAAAGUGUUCUUUUGGGGUGAGCCUGCCUUGUGCCUCCAUCGUCAAUUUGUUUUUGUAGCAUAUGGAAAAUGUAUUAUGUCUGGUUUCUUACUACUAAGUAAUUUAUUUUUAAAAUAUCUAUCUUAUCUCUCACACUCUCCUCUCCCUUUACAUCCUGGUAAAAUUAAAAUAUCUCUUAUCCCAUA